Gallus gallus (chicken) is the source of this 8330-nucleotide messenger RNA. It is a transcript of the gene EYA4, whose product is annotated as EYA transcriptional coactivator and phosphatase 4. The transcript has 22 exons. Gene Ontology annotation, cellular component: nucleus. Gene Ontology annotation, molecular function: protein tyrosine phosphatase activity. NCBI's taxonomy places the organism in Eukaryota, Metazoa, Chordata, Aves, Galliformes, Phasianidae. Bases 2281 to 4377 code for a protein of 698 amino acids. The record is from RefSeq and is a predicted model, not a curated record. Gene Ontology annotation, biological process: negative regulation of extrinsic apoptotic signaling pathway in absence of ligand; positive regulation of DNA repair; multicellular organism development.
GUACAAGUUUGAUUUCUAGGGGUAAGACUAGUGAUGUAAAAAUACAGUUCUGUGAGAUUUUGGACUUGACAUGGCUUUUUACUUAAUAACCUGAAGGAUACAAAUCUGACUUGACAUAAAUGAAAUGAUUUUAAAAGCAAAUUAAAUCAUAGAUUCAAAAAUACUUACUUGCUAAUGAAUAUUUAAAGAGUGCAGUAUUACUCAGAGUCUUUCAGGGGUUAGUCAUCAAAUUAAAACUACUUAGUGUUUUAGCAGUGAUACAAAGACCAAUGAGAUCUAGGAGAAGCAGACUUACUUUUAUUGGAUCGUUUGCUGACCUAAGUAAAGAGAGAACUUCUUAAAAACUUUGUCAUUAGACUGUAAUAGCUGCAGUACCGCUACUACAAAGACUGGGGAAAGAGUAAGCAACAAAGAAAACGAAUUGCUGAUAGAGUCAUCUGGCUCCUUUGGUAAACUAAGAACAAAUAGACAGUUUGUGCUUCAGCACAAGCCAGUGGCCUAUUUAAAAAAACAACCACGGCUACAGCAAAUGAUCAGGUUAGUGAUCUAGCCAAAAAAGGAACGAUAAUUGUUUAAACAAAGGACUACACAGAGGAAGGGGAAUGGUGCCACCUGCAUAGGUAGUAGGGGUGCAGUUAUUGCUGGGGAGAUUCAUACUCUUCUGACUUUAGAAAGGGUGCUAGAAUGGCUGAGGAAGUUCCAGACAUAACACCACAGGAGUAAUUAAACUACUGAAAAGUGUGUCUUUUAGAGAAUGACUAUAUUUUGAUCACAGCUAAUAAAUAUCCAAGUAGGGAAAAGGCAAAGAAACCAUUGUCAAAGUGCUUGGUAUGAUUAAGAUGUGAGAAUACCCAUUUAUCACAGUUACUUUGUGUUGUAUACCUAGUGCUGGCUCUCAGUGAAAGAAACUUCCCUGUGGGAUGUUGAGCUGUUCAAAGUACUUGAUGACAUUUAUAUUCUGUAUGAGAACUGCUGAUAGCCCUUGAAUCAAAAUGAGAGAAGAUAGUUCUUAGAAGAGUUGGUAGCAUUAAAAAUAUAGACUACACAGCACCUUUAAUAUUUGUCUUAGAAUUUUCUUUAUGGGAUACAAAGGUGGAAUAUAAGUUUGUCUUUUCUUUAUUCAUCUUAAUGGUUCCGUUAAACUUGAUGGGCUUAGUGUUGCUGUUGAGUUUGGAUGAGCAGUAAUUAUCCUCACCUUGUGCAAAAAACCACCUGAGGUACGUUUGGGAGUAGUCAGGUGGAUGGGCAGGCUGCUCGCUCUUUCCUUCAGCCAGGUGUUUUGGGGAAGUUUAGCUAUUGUUUGGUCUUCUUCAAUAACUAGCAUUAUAUACUCAUCAAAGCAUGUAACUGCUUAAUAAGGAAUUGAAGCCACUUUAAAAGCAAGGUGAGCGUAAGGGUACCUCUAGUAUGCUGUCACAGCUUUCAUUUUAAUAUGUAAUUGGAUUCAGUGGGUUAAUUUUGGAGGAUGUUCUUCUCUUUAGGUUUUUCCAAAUUCUGAAAUGAUAAGUUUGAUUUCCAUUUUAGAAAUAAUCUUGUUACCUUAUGGUCUUUUUAUGUUAUAAGGAAUUUUUUUUUUUAAUGUCUGAGGUAAAUUUAGGGAGAGGAAAUCCUUCACAAUUGGUAUUUUCGAGUUGAUUGUGUCUCUUUAAAUAUUCUGGCUGAGUAAACAUAGCUUUUCCUUCUUUCUGUUUUCAGUGGCUUGUUUAUAAAGAGCUAAAAUGUUUUAUUUGGUUUGUUUUCAGCUACUUUAUUCAAAAAUGAGAGGCAAAAUUUCUCAGAAAUUAACCAAAAUAAGUCUUGUGUUAAAAGGUAAGAUCCUUCCCUUAAAAAAUUCCUGGUUGUUCAAAACACUGAAAUGGAAAUGGACAGCUAGUAAGGAAAAAAAAAAAUACACUUUUUAUUAAAUUUUUAAGAGUAGCAUCUUUGCAUUAGGUUUUUUUUUUUUUUCCUCAGAAUUGUUUUUCUUUUUGGUUCAGUUCGUGUGGUUUUGAUUACUGAUAAGUUUGAAAACACUACGUGCCAUUUUUUUGCAAAUCCAUUUGCCUUUAUUUUAACAGGAACACAGUGAGAUUCUUGAUCCGAUUUGUUUACAAACUGAGUCCAGAAACAGUCUUCACAUUUGUUUUAUUUAUAUCUGACUGAAGUAACCUGCGAUUGAUUAAUCUGGAAUGAGUCAGAAGAGGUCUGGGUAGCUGCAUGCUUUAUCUAACUAUCACUGAGCUAUAAAUUGAAAGGAAGAUAAUUUCUGCUUGUGGUGAAAAAGAAAGGUGAACAAUCUCCAUGGAAGACUCUCAGGACCUAAGUGAACAGUCAGUGACUUCACAUAUUUGGGGAACUCGACUCUAUUCUUCAGAGAUAAAUGAGGUAAAGAAAACGUGUACAGAAUCAGAUGUGUCAGAGCCUCCGAACGCCAGGUCUAUGGAAAUGCAAGAUCUAGCAAGUCCUCAUAAUCUUGUUGGAAGCAGUGAUGCGCCGGGUAGCUCUAAACUGGAUAAGCCUAAUCUCAGUAGUACAUCAGUUACAACAAAUGGAACAGGAGGAGACAACAUGACUGUUUUAAAUACUGCAGACUGGUUGCUGAGUUGCAGUACUCCCUCCUCUGCAACAAGUAUGAGAGACCCUGUGUCUCUUCUUGCAGUCAAAACAGAGCCCAUGAACAGCAAUGAAACAACAACAACAACUGGAGAUGGAUCGCUUGACACUUUUACUGGGUCAGUAAUAACAAGUAGUGGCUAUAGCCCAAGAUCAGCGCAUCAGUACUCUCCGCAGAUAUAUCCCUCCAAGCCCUAUCCACACAUUCUUUCUACACCAGCAGCUCAAACAAUGUCUGCCUAUGCCGGACAAACCCAGUAUUCAGGAAUGCAGCAACCAGCAGUCUAUACAGCCUACUCACAGACAGGACAGCCAUACAGCCUACCUACUUACGAUUUGGGUGUAAUGUUGCCAGGCAUCAAGACGGAAAGUGGGCUCUCGCAGACACAGUCACCACUGCAGAGUGGGUGCCUCAGUUACAGUCCAGGGUUUUCCACCCCACAGCCAGGCCAAACACCGUAUUCUUAUCAGAUGCCAGGUUCUAGUUUUACACCAUCAUCUACUAUUUAUGCAAACAAUUCUGUUUCAAAUUCUACGAACUUCAGUAGUUCACAACAGGAUUAUCCUUCAUACACAGCUUUUGGCCAAAACCAGUAUGCACAGUAUUACUCGGCAUCAACAUAUGGUGCAUAUAUGACCUCAAACAACACAGCCGAUGGCACUUCAUCAUCAUCAUCAACCUACCAGUUACAGGAAUCUCUCCCUGGCCUGACUAGUCAACCAGGUACAGAUCUACAUUCAGGCGAGUUUGACACAGUACAGAGCCCCUCCACGCCAAUCAAAGAUCUUGAUGAGAGAACAUGUAGGAGUUCUGGGUCAAAGUCUCGGGGUAGAGGGCGGAAGAAUAAUCCAUCACCCCCUCCGGACAGUGACUUGGAGCGUGUAUUUGUUUGGGAUUUGGAUGAAACAAUCAUAGUUUUUCAUUCGCUGCUUACAGGAUCCUAUGCACAAAAGUAUGGCAAGUUGUGCUCUCCAUUCACUCCCUCAUUGUCUGAGACCUCUGAGUCCAUUUUCCUACUGCCUUCUGGAGAGCACGGAACAGAAACUCCUUGUGGAGAUCCACCAAUGGCAGUGACCCUUGGACUGCGAAUGGAAGAAAUGAUUUUUAAUCUUGCUGAUACACAUUUAUUUUUUAAUGAUUUAGAGGAAUGUGAUCAAGUUCACAUAGAUGAUGUUUCUUCUGAUGAUAAUGGACAAGACCUAAGUACCUACAGUUUUGCAACUGAUGGCUUCCAUGCAGCUGCAAGUAGUGCAAACCUUUGUCUGCCAACAGGUGUAAGAGGAGGGGUUGACUGGAUGAGGAAGCUGGCUUUCCGUUACAGAAGAGUAAAAGAGUUGUAUAAUACUUACAAGAACAACAUAGGAGGACUCCUAGGUCCUGCAAAAAGAGAUGCAUGGUUGCAAUUAAGAGCAGAGAUUGAAGCUCUGACAGACUCCUGGCUAACAAAUGCACUUAAAUCUUUAUCAAUUAUCAGCACAAGGAGUAACUGUGUAAAUGUAUUGGUAACAACAACCCAGCUUAUCCCAGCACUUGCAAAAGUCUUGCUAUACAGUUUAGGAGGAGCUUUUCCUAUUGAAAAUAUUUACAGUGCAACUAAAAUAGGAAAAGAAAGUUGCUUUGAACGAAUAAUGCAAAGGUUUGGCAGAAAAGUAGUAUAUGUUGUAAUUGGGGAUGGUGUAGAAGAAGAACAGGCAGCAAAAAAGCACAACAUGCCUUUCUGGAGGAUAUCCAGUCAUUCGGACCUCUUGGCUCUCCAUCAAGCACUGGAACUAGAGUAUUUGUAACUGUGUUCUAAAGUUGGCGAUCCUUUUUUUUUAUAUAUAUAUAUUUCAAGUACACUGAAUUUUUAUGUGUGAUUCAAUGCCUCUGGCUUUACACAUAUGAAUUGUCUUAAGAAGGGAAGAAAUAUUUGGAAUUAAAAAUUCCAAACUGAAGAAUUCAGAUUGCUGAAUGGAGUUAAAACAUUAGUGCUACAUAAGGAAGCUCUAUGGUCUUAUAUAUGCAACGUUUUUAAAUGGAUUAAAACUGUGGAGGUUGCUGGUACACACCGAAUGAGCCCUGACAGGAGUGAACAAAGGACUCGAACUGGCAAAGCACCAACACGCGUUUUCCAACCGACAAAGUGGUGUUCAACAACAUUCCUCAAAAUGGGAUAUAUUCUCAGCACUGAGGUUUGAACCAGACUUUAGCCUACCUAACCCAGAAAAUCUGAAUUGGAAUGCACUCAGACUGUAUAAUGACAAUCCUGUCUAGACCUGUAAUUUGUGUAAAUUAUUGAUGAAAAUAACUUACUGUGACUUUAUUAGCAGCUGAUUUUGGAAGUGGAUGCAAUUUUUCUUUCUUUUUGGGGGGGUGGGGGAGGGGAGAGGGUUAUAUAAUAUUAUCUCUUUUAUAAGUUUGGCAAACAGAAUGUGCAUAAUGAUGUGUUGUGCCUUAAGGAGAAGACUGUGUUUGUGUGUUAUAAUGUAACUUUGGUUAAAAACUAUGUAGAUAAACAAACAAAAAAAGCCUUUGUGAUAAUUUUUGACAUGACCAAAUUUGAAAUUCAGAGAAAUCAAAGAGAAGGGCUGCACCAAAGCAUUUAAGUUUUUGUUGCAGUAAAAAAAAAAUAAUAAUAAUAAUAAAGGAAAGUUUGUGUUUUUAUUUGGAUUCUCAAUAAUUCCACUGACUGAGGAAAGUUGAGAGUAUGUUGGGAGGUUGAUAGUGGGGACCGCUACCUUGAAAGCUAAAAAAGAAGUGUUUAACACCUUCAACAUCGUUUCUUGAUUCUCUCAUGAGAGAACUAGGAGCCAUUUUCAUGAAUUACUUAGUCCACUGAAAGCCAUGCAGUGAGUGUAUUUGCUGUGUUUGAAGGAACAAACUCCCAGCCAGUUGAUGAAGUAUCUGGAGUGCACCGAUGGCAUUACUGCAAGGUGAAAAUACGCUGUUAAGCACAGAUGGAGGAUAAGACAUAGGUUCUUUAGAAAGAAAAGAAUUCUAAAGAAUGUCUUACUGGUCAGAUGCACAAAUUAUGCUACAUUCAGCAUAUUUAGGAUCAACACUGGCAGCUGGAAUUGCUGGCAAGAUGGCAUUGGCUUGCUCAGGAGUACAGUCCAUUUUGGUAAAUAUUUUGGCAUAUUUUGGUCGCUUUUCCAUUCAGUUCCACAUACAAGUGUCUUCUGUUCUGGGUCAAUAUGUCUUUCUUCACCUAAUUUUGAUUACAAAAUAUUAAUACACAGGAGCAACCCUAAGGGUCUUUGAAUUCAGAUAUUUCAACAGCAUGUCGGGCAUCUGAGGAGAGGAUAAGGAGGGGAUUUUGAUGAAGAAAUACUGAGAAAUAUGUUAUCUUUAGUCAUGUAUAUUAAUAAUUUUGGUCCACAUGGCGAUAAUUACCUUGCAAGUACUGAACAUGCUGUCUUUCAGCUCUGGAAAAUGAGCAAGGUCCAUUUUCAUCACAAGAGCCCCAGCGCCCCAUAUGCAGCUUGAAGCAACCCCAUAUGAGCGCUCUGAAGCAACUGCAGUGAUUCAUCUCUCAUUGCAGAAGAUGGAAACUGCUUUUUUGAUUUUCAUUACUCUAUGUGGAGAUGCCUGAGGUUGCCUGUGCUCUGACUGCAUGAAGAAGUGUGAACAAGAGAUAUUAAAUGUAAACUCCAAUGAUGCUUACAGAAGCACAGCAGCCAGCACUGAGCUGAAUUUCUUCCACCCCUGUUUUGAAGCUAGUGUAUGCUUAGUUACCAGGUAGUAAGCAAAUUUCGUCUUUAUUGAUAUAUUACAUGAAAUUUAGUAGGUGAAAGCCUGGAGUCACUAAAAAAUCAAGGCAAAUCUCCUUUGUAACUUCAUGAAAAUGGAAUUUCUUUGCUGCUUUGGAAUUGAGUAUACAAGUCACCACAAAAGAUAAUUUUUUGUUAUUGCUGGAAAGUGUGAAGCCAUGAGAAUAACCACAUGUGAAAUCACUAUGCACCAGCUCCUUGGGUGAUAGAUAUGAGUAUCCAACAAGUAAAAAUGAUGCAUAUCUUAUUUAUAUUUACAGAAUUUGCCUAGUCACAUUUGCUUAGAAGUACAUUUUCAUAAGACCUGUGGUGCCAGUGUUUCGUAGUCUUCAAGUGGGAAAAAUAUGUUUCUACUGGAACAGGAAAAAAGGUCGAACAAAGCCCUUCUCAAGUUCCAGCACCAUAACAUUGCAUGAGAAUGUCAACAUAAAAGGUUUUAUUAAAAAAAAAUUGGUAUGGUGAAAUAGCUUAUUUUUCUUUUUUUUUUUUUUUUAAAUAAGUGAUAGCAUUAUUUAAAUGCAUGAAGCAAUUUUAUUUCUCUCUCUUCUUUAGCUUUUCAGAGUUCUUUACCAAAUCAGAUGUUAGAACAAACAAUAGCCCAGCAACAACCAUCAGUUCUUAAAAAGGUUUGCGGUGGAGUUGUUCUUAACUCUCUGGCAAGUCUGACUCAAUUAAUAUACUGGAUAUCCAGAGAGGAGGUGGAGGCAAAAAGAGGGAAGUUUUGCAGAACACAAUAAAGUUCUGAUUUUAACUUGAAUUCUGUGUCCUAAGUCAGCGAAAGUUAAUUAUAAAAAUAAUCCAAAAAAAUGCACACACACACAAAACCCCAAAGAUUUAUCUCAAAAACCUUCACAAAUCUAAAUCUCUAAAGUAAAAUUGCAGAGCACAAAUACUGUCUUGCUAAGCAAAAAUUGUUAUAUAUCUGUGAACAAGAUUGUGUUGUACAUGCCUGUAUUGUUGAAAGAAAUGACUGAUAAUUUUUCCUGCAUGAAUAAUAGAGAGGAGAAAAUGACCAAGGCAGAGAUGUAGUGAAGACAGACCGUUCCAGAUGGGAUUAAGCUGAAGGUUGGUCAUUUUGACAUUGAGUGCAUUUUAAUUCAAUAGCGUAUUAAUCAGAAACUGCCUUCCCUUCAGCCUCUCCUGAACAAUCAAGAUUGAGCAUAAUGUCACAUUUGCAAGUAAUUUGUGCAAAUGAAUUGUAGAAUAUAAUGCAUUUUGCUGAUACUCUAAGCAGUUUUCAGUCAGUACAGAACUUGAAAGUUCAUUAGGCAUUUGAAUACUCAGCUUGCAGAAUACAGACAUAGUGUGAUUGCAGUCACCAAUUAGUAACUUAAAUAGAUAUAACUCCAUGCAGCUCAGCCUAUCAGUGAAAAAAGGAAGCAAAAGCUAAAAAUGAUAAUUGUUUUUAGAUGCCUAUGGAGAUAGCACACAAAGAUAUAGGUGGCAGCUAGCUCCCAAUUAAUGAUUUCAUUAAAAGCCAGUGUGAGAAGCAGUGUUUGCAUCCACAGUAGAUGCAGAGAGUGUUCCAGUGUAAGCACUGACUAGAGAGAUGAAGCCAAAUCAAAAUCCUGUAUACAGGCACACUUCAUCUCAGAGCAGAUGAAAUCCUGCAGCCAACUGAACUGCAGAGUUUGUGGUGAACGUGGACUUGGCCCACAGUAGGAAACCUGAAUUUUAGCUGUGAGUUUGUGUCCAGAUCCGGGGUUUGGGUUCAAAAGUCAUCUCUACUUUACAGGAGUGAUACCAAGCAUAUGCUUGAAAUGAAUGUGGUAUUUAGUAUCUUUGAAGAGGAGCUGAAGUGACAUGAGCCAAAUCCCAGCAAUAGCAGCAUUUUUGAGAUAAAAUUGAAGCCAAGGGUGUCUGUUAUGUAUUAGCAGAUUAUAGUUUAUUGGGGCCUACAUAAUUUAAGAAAAUGUAAAUUAAAAUUAAAAGCUUGUAAAAUUAUGUACAUCUUUACUAUUUCUCAAUAAAUACACUUGGAAAUGUCA